Molecule: messenger RNA, 2456 nt
Organism: Nothoprocta perdicaria
Lineage: Eukaryota; Metazoa; Chordata; Aves; Tinamiformes; Tinamidae
Gene: BLNK
Product: B cell linker
Exons: 25
Coding region: 42-1895 (617 amino acids)
Biological process (GO): intracellular signal transduction; cell surface receptor protein tyrosine kinase signaling pathway
Cellular component (GO): cytoplasm
Source: RefSeq, a predicted model, not a curated record
GACUUCCUCUUAGGAUUUCUGCAGUAGCUCAGUAAAAACCAAUGAAGCAACAGUUCAGCAUUACUCAGACCGAGCGUUUCUCGCUGGAGAGCAACAUGGCCACAAAGCUUCCAUCUCAAGAGGAAUGCGAGAGCUGGACAGCUUUUCAAGUCGCAGACCUCCUAAGACAGUUUGGAAUGUCUGAAUCUGCUGCGGUUGUAGAAAGACUGGGCAUGAGCGGAUUCCAGUUCCUGAAUAUGUCAGAGUACGAGCUGAACCGUUUCAAAACAAUGCACCAGCCGAAACUUCAAAAGAUGGUGCAUGACAUCAAGAAAAAUGAAACUGGGAUAAUAAACAAGUUCAAAAAGUUCCAAAAUGAGCAAGUGGCCUUAAUUUGCAAAACUGGCAAAGAUACUUGGGAUCGGCUGAAAAAAAAACCACCACCAAGUGUACCAAAAAGAGACUAUGCUUCAGAACAUGCAGGCAAUGAAGAGGAACAAUGGUCAGAUGAUUUUGACAGCGAUUAUGAAAAUCCAGAUGACCACUCUGACUCUGAGAUGUACAUGGUCCCCAGCGAAGAGGCUGCUGAUGACAGCUACGAACCGCCUCCAAGCGAGCAGGAGAAAAAGAAGAUUCCCUCGGCAUUCCCUAUCUCUCGGGGCGAAUACGCAGACAAUCGCACUAGUCACCAGCAGCCUCCUCCCAUCAACAAACCUCUCCCAACCAUGCCCAGUCCUGCCGCGUCCAGACCAAAGAAGCCAUCCAAGCCAGCGCUGCCAGUGCAGUCUACUGCUCCAAAACCAAAAAUACCACCAAAGCCGAAGGAGUGCCACGAUGAUGAGGACAACUACAUUGUGCCGGUGGACGACGACGACAACUACAUCGAACCCACGGAAAGCACCACGUCACCGCCUACGAGGCCUCCUGUGAACAGAUUUGUGAAGCCAACAACGAAGUCAACUUUCCCCACCUCUGCAAAGCCUUCUCUUCCUUCUGACACACAAGAAGUCUAUGAGGUUCCUGAAGAAGAGGAAAAACCAUCACCAUCACCAGUAAACAGGUUCACUAAGCCACUUCCUUCUACACCCACUCAGAAUGCAGAGCACUCCCACAUGCUCAACAUGUCUCCAAAGCUGGAUACUUCCAGAAAUAUUGUGCCUCUUCCCAGAAAUCGUCUCCAUCCAAAAGCAGACCGUGAAGCAAAUGAUAAUGAGGAAAGUCAUGGCUUCAAUAGCACUCAGGAGUCCAGAUUCCCCACCGGAGCAGCUCCUUCUCCAUUACCCAGGGUCAUAAAGAAAACUUCAAAUGCAGUAAGUCCAGCAAAACCAGCUUUACCAUCCAGAGAGGCCUUCGCUGUAAAUGAAGAGAAACCUACAGCAGCAGAGCGACGGCGAGCUUCCAGCCAGGAGCUUCCUCCUCCGCCCUUCCCAAGCGGCACCCCAAAAUCUUUGCCCCCAAAGCCUUCAUCUCUGCCAAAAGUGCCAGAAGCUGCAAACCGUUCUCUGGGUGCUUCCCCUCGCCACAGUUGUUCAUCAGUUUCAAGUACUGCAGACCAGGAUGCUGGUGUUCUCAGUAAAGCAUGGUAUGCUGCUACCUGUGACCGAAAAACAGCAGAGGAUGCAUUGUACCGGUCAAAUAAGGAUGGAUCUUUCUUAAUAAGGAAGAGUUCUGGACAGGACUCAAGACAACCAUACACGCUGGUUGUGUUUUACAACAGAAGGGUGUACAACAUCCCGGUACGAUUCAUUGAAUCUACACGGCAGUAUGCACUGGGCAGAGAGAAAACUGGUGAAGAGCGCUUUGACAGUGUUGCUGAAAUAGUAGAGAAUCAUCAGCGCACCUCCCUUGUCCUAAUCGACAGCCAAAACAACACCAAAGACUCAACGAAACUGAAACAUAUUGUGAGAGUUUCAUAGCUGAAAUGCCAUGGCCAAGCUUUUCUUAAUCACUUUCCCAAAUUUGUGGAUCAGGUAUUAAAGAAGAUCAUCCAAAAUGACAGAGAAUAUUCUUUAACAACACCCACUAAGUAGCAAGAGAUGCAGCUCAUUAAGUUCAACCCCAUGUCAUCUUAUCAGAAAAGCAUUGCAUUCAAGAAGCCACAGCAGGUUGUCUUAUCUGCAGUUUGCAUCUGAGAAGGGUUUUCAAUGUUGCAUCAACAGCUUCGUUACCGGAGCUCGGUUCCUCGACUGCUCUUUGAAGGCAGAGUUCCUGGAGGACAUCUUCACUUUAGAACUGAGAAUGCUUACGGUGACCUUCUACUUAUUACCUUUACCACAGAUCACAGCUUUCAGAAACCUCCUUGCAAAGUGCACAGCUCCAGGAGUUAGAGCAACUCAACCUGAGAUACUACUGUGUACACGCUGAAACUAGCACUGUACUUCAUGUGAUUAAGGGAAAAGCUACCUGAACUUUUAAGAUUAAUGAACACACCUUGUCCUCUUCCUCAGCUUUACUUUCAGUGCUUCGUUAAUAAUAUG